UUCAUUUCUUCUUGGUGGUUGUGUGCAUGCGGUGGGAUUGUGAGUGCGUGUGUGAGCCGUCGGCAAUGCUGACUUCUUCCGAGUGUGGUCUUCCCAGGCGAUGGGCUGUGUGUCCGAGGGUGAUGGUGUCCGCGCCCUUUGGGUUGUUGAUUUGGAUUCUUCAAGCCCUUCUGCGUUUUCAUCGUUGUAUACAGUUAUGCUCGUUGGCUUUCUCGACACGGGUCUGCCUCUGGGUGUUGGGUUGUGUGGCCUUGGCGAUUGUGUUUGGGUGGUUUCGUUGUGUCGGGCGUGUGUGAUCCUGACUACCUUAGUUGUCUGUCCGUGAGCGAUUGCGUUGGACUGAUUUCGUUGUGGCGAGUUGGACAGUGUGCGGGCCCGACCAUGUCGACUUGCGGGGCAGUGUUGGGUUGUGUUUACUUUGCUUCCCUUCUGUGGGGCUGGACCGUGUGUGGUCCUGUCCAUACUGGGUUGUGUGCUUGUGUCCUUUAGAAGUGCAUUUGCAAAUCGCUGAGGGGUGGAGGGGAGGGCGAGCAGGAGAUGGGGCCGCAAGUUGAGGAGGCGGCAAGGGGGCGGGGAGAGGGAUUUCACAUUUUAUUCCAAAUUAUGAUGUAUUCGGAAGCCAGUGUCGGCUUGGAUGGGCAGACGGAGCCCGGUCGGCGGCUGCUCUGUCCAGAGGCCAGCCUGUGCCCCGGUGUUCGAGGGGUUUGUUAGAGUGGGAGGUUCUUCAGGCUCGGAGCUGAGCAGCGCUCGCCAAGGCCCGCGCCUUCAAGCCGGUAGCCGCCGGCUUCGGUUUCCGCCGCACCCAGGCUUCAUCCAUUUCUGGUCAGUUUCGCGGGUACCUCCGCCGGGGUCUGCGGGAGAGGCCUGGAAAAGACAAUGGGCGCAUUCUCCAGGUUUCGCGCCUUGGGUGGGGACCCUCGGGAUAAUCUCCAAAGAACACUUUCCCAUCCCCUCCCCGGGUGAACGACAUUGCCGCGUGGGUCAGGUACACGUCGCGUCGGUGACCCCGGCCAGGCUUUGUGGAGGGAUGGGGUUAGUGCUGCCCUCGCUGCGAAAAAAUGGAUUUUGUUUUGCCAGUUAUUAUGGUUACUGACGUCGUCGCCAUCAUCCUCAUCCUCAUCGUCAUCAUCAUCCUUUUUAAUUAAAGUAAUGGUUCAGAAGCGAAGCGGCUUGUCCCUUUUAGCUUCUUUGGAGCGAUAACAAAGCAGCGCCGUUUCCCUCCCCCCUCCCCCCCCCCCCCCCCCCCCUCUAUUUUUUAAGUUGCUGAGCUUGGGGUUGGGAGAGAAAAUGGAGAGAGGGACGGACACACAGACUCUGUCAUAAAGCAAAAAUUAACCCAACCUAAGAUACGGGAAUGAGUGAAUUCUCCCUUCUUCCCACCCCUCCCCCCAUUUCGAUUAGAAGAGGAGAAAGAAAAUCUCCCGCAUUGGACUGAAACUGCAGGGAAGAAUUAUUCCUGUAUUUCUACCAAAGCUGGGGUAAAAAAAGAGUCCUUUGGAAUUAAUCCAAGGCUUCGAUGUGUAAUCAUAAACUGGACAAUUUAGGCAAAACAAAUUAAAACCCUUCGGAGGAAAAAAAAAAAAGCAGCCUAAAUCUCACUACACUACACCCUGGGAAGCAGUAUUGGAUUUGUGUUUAUCCUUCCUCCCUUUGCCUUGUUUAUUGCUGCAAGGAAUUACUAGAAUUCUCCUUUACUCUGCUAGUCUGAACACUGAAAAAUUGAAAAUCAUUGUGUGGGGAUGGUUGAAAGGAAGACGGGGGCUGCCUGUGUCUCUUUCUUUCUUUCUUUCUUUCUUUCUUUCUUUCUUUCUUUCUCAAUAGGAAGAAAAAAGGGGGCCUAGAUAGAUCAAGAUAUCUCUCCCUCCCCUCCCCCAUUCUCUUGGAUCAGUGCUGUUCUGACUCCAUUUCUCUGAGAAAGUAGCUUUUGGAAUUGGGUUCUGGUUUCACUUUGGGCUAGAGGUGGACAUGGAGAGAAUGGGGGCCUUGGAGAUUCUGCCCCACAGAUCAGGGUCUGAAGACUGGAAUCCCCUUUUCCAACACACAUUUCCCACCCACCCGUGCUAGGUGUUGUGGCUGCUGCUUGGGCCUGACCCGGGUUCCCAAGCCAGCCAACCGCAUAGACACGUCAGUGCUUAGAAAACAAACUCAGCUGGCCGCACUGAACCAGACAUCCCGGUUGGAGGGCCCGAAAAUGUUCUGGCAGUCUGUGGAGAACUGCCCAGGACCACACCGUGGCCUAACUGCUGGUCUCUCAGCGAGAGAGGGGGAAAGCAAAGACCCCAGUCCACAACUUGGACCUUGGCUCCCGCCCCUCUCCGGCGGAGUGGAGAUCCUAUUCAGAGGGGCCUGUCUCUCUAAAUAUGCCCCAGGCUCCUAACUCUGGGGCAGCUAUUUCUGGGUGGCGCAGGCUGCGUGUGCCUGGGCCGCUGGCAGGAAGAAGGCCCAGCCAUCCUGGCUAGUGCAGUCCCAACUCCGGUGGGCCUUGACCGGGGCCUGAGGCCUAGAGCGGAGCGGCGCUGGAACACUCCUCCACUCUGGUAGUAGCAGGGAAUGUGGUUCUGUUCUCGCGAAUGCAGCGCAGGCUUGGGGCUCCCCCGGGGGUUCGUUCGGGUGUGGGUGCAAUAUGAAGGGCAGGAAGCUAGCUCUUACCCCAGGUACCAGCGGAGGCUGUUUUCACAUGAGAAAUUUUCCCUGCCCGGAAUUGGGAGCUGCCGAGACCCCGUUGCUGCCCCCCAGGAGCUCCUGGGAUCCGUGCCUUGUUCAGACUCGAACGGAAACGUUGCGGCCAUCUGGCAACAGGAGAUGAGGAUCCGGUGUUGGGGGCUGCGAGCUGGUUCUGGGCCGCACAAAGACAGAGGAGUUGUAAUGGUCAAAAUAGUCUAGUGCGAUUCUGUUCAAAAGCUUCUCCCCAUUCCUUUGUCUUCCCCAAAUAAAAACAAAUGAACAAAGUAAAAAUCACUCGGGCUUUCCUUUCAGUAAUCUUAACCAAAGCCAAGUGAUUGGGGUUAGAAAAUCCUACAACCAGAGGUGCUUAUGAGUCCGCUGUUGGCUUCUGGAGCAUGGACCCUUGGCAUGGGUGAUCCUGGUUGCAGAACAGCCUGCCGGGUUUUCCUAAGGUCCAGGGAUGGGCGGGGAGAGGUCGGCCACAGACCCUGGGGGCCAAUCAAAGGUUUCUCACGGGGAGCCUCCGAGAUACAGAUAUUUAUAGGCCUCUGGGGAGGGCAUUUGGGGCCAGAGUCAACUCAUCUGGAAUAUGUGCUCCUCUUGCCCCUUGGGGACCCGCGCCUACAUGAAGCCUCAGAAUUAAUCAGAGGGUAUAAAUGUGUCAUAAGGAGAGCUUGAACUCAGUCUGGUGAUUGCAGUGUGCACCGUUGGUCACUCUGGUUAGAAGCUGGGGCUGAAGCACGUGUCACUGGGCACACAACGGUGUGUGGGGACAGUAAGGAUGACGGAGCGGCCGCCGAGCGAGGCGGCCCGCAGUGACCCCCCGCUAGAGGGACGGGACGCGGCCGAGGCCCGCAUGGCCCCUCCGCACCUGGUCCUGCUGAACGGCGUCGCCAAGGAGACGAGCCGCGCGGCCCCCGCGGAGCCCCCGGUCAUCGAGCUGGGCGCGCGCGGCGGUCCGGGGGGCGGCCCCGCCGGUGGGGGCGGCGCCGCGCGGGACUUAAAGGGCCGCGACGCGGCGGCGGCGGCCGAAGCGCGCCAUCGGGUGCCCACCACCGAGCUGUGCAGACCUCCGGGGCCCGCGCCCGCCUCGGCCCCCGCGGAGCUGCCCGGCGACGGCCGCAUGGUGCAGCUGAGCCCACCCGCGCUGGCGGCCCCCGCCGCUCCCGGCCGCGCGCUGCUCUACAGCCUCAGCCAGCCGCUGGCCUCGCUCGGCAGUGGGUUCUUUGGGGAGCCAGAUGCCUUCCCUAUGUUCGCCACCAACAACCGAGUGAAGAGGAGGCCCUCCCCUUAUGAGAUGGAGAUUACUGAUGGUCCUCACACCAAAGUCGUGCGACGCAUCUUCACCAACAGCCGAGAAAGAUGGCGGCAGCAGAAUGUGAACGGGGCCUUUGCUGAGCUCCGCAAGCUGAUCCCCACACAUCCCCCAGACAAGAAGCUCAGCAAGAAUGAGAUCCUCCGCUUGGCCAUGAAGUACAUCAACUUCCUGGCCAAGCUGCUCAAUGACCAGGAGGAGGAGGCUGUGGCAGCUCUCUGGAUGGGGCCGCCAGCCCGGACAGCUACACAGAAGAGCCGGCACCCAAGCACACGGCCCGCAGCCUCCAUCCUGCCAUGCUGCCAGCCGCUGAUGGAGCAGGUCCUCGGUGAUGGGGCCGGGGCCACUCAGGACCGGCCAGGAGGGCAGCCUCAGGCUUCUGGGACCGUGGGCUUUGGGGCAGGUGGGGUGAGGAUUGGGCAGCUCUGAAGCAGGGCAGUGGACUUGACGAGCCUUCCUUGAUGUCUGAACUUUGGGAAGUCCUAACUGCCCUGGCUGGCUUUCCUGUUUCCUGACUCAGUGGUAGAACAGAAAAAUGGAGCAAAGUGGUAGGUACUUUUUAUGAAGACGGCACGGUCUUCCCCUCCCCCAAAUCCCUAAGACUUUAAAGUAAAGAGCUCAACUGGCACUGCUUUUGGCCUGGAGCUUGGGACCCCCCGUCUUUGCUGAGACUUGGGGUUGUCGGCUCUCCCCUGGGGCAUCCAGCAGCCUCUGCCUUGCCUUCAGCCCCCUCCCAAGCUGGCUGGAGUGGCUUGUGUGGCCACCCCGUCCAAAUAUGUAGGUACCUGGUAGCUGCCCAUUUCUGGGUGAGCCCCAUCUUCACCCAGGCCCAUGUUGGUCCACCCAGCUUGCCAGCUGCCGCAGAGAGUCACAAGCCUCGAGGUGCCUUCUUCAGGGCCUGGUUGAAGAAGAUGGCCAGUGGACAGCCUGCUCUUGACUAGCUGGGCCGGAGGGUCAGAGAACCCAGUAGCCCUUACUCUUGCCCCAGGAUCAAAGUCUGCUUUCUCCCCACUGAGACUUGCCUUCCUAAUCCUUGUGGCUGUGGGGACCGAGUCUGUAGCUGGGAGCAUGCCCUGUUGGGCCUCAUGUGAAGGCAGAGAGAGGGAAAGUGAUUAGAAUGAGUUGAGCAAGAGCUGUUUAGGGCUGUGGGUUCACAUCCCGAUGGUGUCUCAGAGCUUCCUGCCUGUGUUCUGAGCUCCCCAUCACUGUUUGUACGGUGAACGAAUGCCAGUGUGCUGAUGGGCAUGUGCUUGUGCUGACAAUGGAUGCACAGCCCCAUCUGUGUGUCCUCGCAGAUACUCAGAGGGACCUUCUCACCCCCAGGAAGUCUGCUUGCUGAUGGUCUGGUCUGUGUUCUGAACUCAAUUGAGCACAAACCCUGUCCUAUGAAUUUCUGGCAUUUGGGAUUUUUGCUUGACUUCAGUUACUGGUGGGAUCUUUAGGUCUUGAUAGGACCCAGGCGCCAGCCCCCUUCUGGAGCAUGGGAAAUCCAGAGACCAGAGACCAGGCCCUGGCUGAGACCCAGACAUAUGCACAAUCACUUAGCAGAGUCUUCAACACCCCUCGGUUAUACAGCUUUCAGUCACCUAGGGUGUGUAUGGGAGGCUGGCUUACUGCAAUAAGAGUGUCCCCCUCCAAAAGUUGUACAUGAAAGUUUUGUAAAUCAAACCCUUAUCCUUCAUCUUUUAAAGAAUUACUACUGCAAGUCCUUUUGUAAAGUGAAGAAUUUUUUUGUAGAGUGGACCCACUGUCCUGUUGAUCUCUUGUGUCAAUCCAGAUGGUGGGACAUGGUUUUCUUAAGGCCAGGCCUGCCUGUGACAUGCAUUCCAAGCCCAUGGAACAAACUCCACCCAAGUCCUAUAUACCUGUCAUUGUACCCUCAAGUCACCGCAGCCAUCUCCCACCAGGCUCUGCCUUUGGGGUUAGAGGGAAAACAAUCCCUUGUGGUGAAGGACCUUGAGCACAGCCGAAUGCAGAUGGCAUGAUCCCUGCUCCCUCCCCUCCCCUCUUAAGUUGUGGGGUCCAGUUUGUGAGUAAGGGGGGAACAUGGUAACCUUUAUAGUACCAUUCUCCAUCCAUUUAAGACCCCCAACAUCCUAUUUUGGUGAACUUAGGAUUGGUUUCUUUCCAGUACUUGGAAGCUUCUGUGAGGAAUCCCAUCUGUCUAAAGAUGGAGCCCCUGUCCUAGGUCCUAAGACUCUAUUUACCUCCUGGCAGAGUAAUUUGACUUGGGAGUGAAAAGUGGCCACAGUAUGGAUGAGUGGAGACGAUUUAGGAGAUGAUCACACAUUCUAUCAGGAACUCAAGCUUCUGGCUUCCUCCUCUCUCAGACAAUAUGGAUAAGUUACCUCUCUCAAUGUCAGUUUCUCAUAAACACCCUGGUUUGGCCUGUCUCCUAGGGCUGUGGUGUAGACUGAGUGGAAUCAUGAAAGUAGCAUUUUGAAACCAGAAAGAACCCUUCUGCCCUCAGUAUCAUUGCUGCAGUGGGGUUUUUCACCCUGAGUGCAGGGCCUGGGCAGUGGGCCAGCCUGCCUGACUGCAUAGCAUUUGAGCAAUCUAGGUUCCAAACCACUUUUGCCUGAAUUAUCCUGAUUGUCCACAUUUCUCCAGAUUGACCUCAUUUUCGUUUCCUUCCAAGGGGAGGCACAGGAGUAAGAAUGGAAAAAGACACGGGCGGAAUAUGUAAAACGUAAUACAGCUUCCCCAAACUGGCCUGUGUAGGGAAUGGUAAGGCUUCAUGUCUUUGCAAGACCGACAGAAGAUCCAAAAUUUUCAUUUUCAUGUCCAACUGCGCACCCCCCGCCCCACCCAGCAUACCCUUCUUCUUCCUCUGCCUCACCUGUAAAGAGAUGGCAACAUUCCAAGAAUUG
Molecule: messenger RNA, 6849 nt
Organism: Panthera uncia (snow leopard)
Lineage: Eukaryota; Metazoa; Chordata; Mammalia; Carnivora; Felidae
Gene: TAL1
Product: TAL bHLH transcription factor 1, erythroid differentiation factor
Exons: 7
Coding region: 3446-4408 (320 amino acids)
Biological process (GO): regulation of transcription by RNA polymerase II
Molecular function (GO): protein dimerization activity; DNA-binding transcription factor activity, RNA polymerase II-specific; RNA polymerase II cis-regulatory region sequence-specific DNA binding
Source: RefSeq, a predicted model, not a curated record